Messenger RNA from Spodoptera littoralis (African cotton leafworm), 1038 nucleotides. NCBI's taxonomy places the organism in Eukaryota, Metazoa, Arthropoda, Insecta, Lepidoptera, Noctuidae. The record is from the annotation of a GenBank genome assembly.
AUGGAUUAUGACAAAUAUGACAUUCUUAAUGAUGAUGUAUGUGUAGGGCUAGAAAAUGAUGAUUUCAGUGCAUAUCUCAAUGAUGAAGGUGAACAAGCUGGUGAUAAAAAAGGAAACUAUACAAAUUUUUAUGGACAAAAGGGAUCUGGAAGCUAUGGAGCUGGUGGUUAUUGGUUGUCAGGGCAAGGAUCUCAGUAUACAUGUGGAAGAAGUUUUGAACCUAGUGGAGGCAAUGGACCACCCCUCCCAACAAAAGAUAUCAGGCUUAAUCCUAUAGGUUUCCUGAUUAGAUGUGGUGUUCCAAAGCAGUAUUUGAGAGGGAUGCCUAGAGCACUACUUAAACUUAUGGAGCCUCAAUUUUGUGGAGUUUGUAAUAUGAAACUUGAAAAUGAUAACUCAACUCGUUUACAUUAUAAUUCUAAAAACCACACCAGCAAGCAGAAAAAAUGGCUCGCCCAACGAGCAGAGCUUGGCCCUCACCGUCCCAAUGAGACUGCACUCAAAGCGCGUGAAUUGUAUUGCGAGCUGUGUGAUGUUCACAUCACAUCAAAGACUCACGCUGACUCGCAUUAUUUGGGGAAAUCACAUCGCGGGGUUGUCGAGGGUCGCAGGGAGCCAAAGAACCGAUAUUUAUUACAAAGAGGCAUGGAAGGUCGUUUAUAUUCACUUAUUCGUCGCGAAAAGAAGUACUUAAAAUCCGCUGAAGCAAUUCAGAAAUCUACUUCGAAGCCCAAGGAACCCGUCAAGGUAGUCGCGCGUCCGGAUUUAGAACUGUGCUGUAAAAUCUGCAAGGUUACAGUUACAUGCAUCGAGCAGAUGGCUAGUCAUAUGAACGGUAAAAAGCAUCUCUCCAAAGAAAAACAACAUAUUCUUAAAAUGAUGAAAUUGAAACCUGGUGCACCUGAAGAUGCAAAUAAAACAGUUAGUGAUGCUGAUGAUGCCUCAAAACACGACGUAGCUAAAACUUCAGAAACUCCGGUACAAAAAGAGUGUGAAGGUGAUAAUUGGUGUGAUGGAGAUGGCACUUGGGAAGACUGA